This is a messenger RNA of Limanda limanda (common dab), 2877 nucleotides long. RefSeq lists its product as uncharacterized. Bases 198 to 2750 code for a protein of 850 amino acids. Lineage: Eukaryota; Metazoa; Chordata; Actinopteri; Pleuronectiformes; Pleuronectidae. The transcript has 7 exons. The record is from RefSeq and is a predicted model, not a curated record.
AACAUUUUAUUUUGACUCAAAAGAAUAUAUAUUUUAAGACAGCUGAUCCACACUCCACACCAGCUGGUGGCGGUAGAACACCAAAUCGUUGUUUGCCAACCGCCGAAAGAAAACAAAGGAAGAAGAAGAGGUGGGGGGGUGAGGAGGAGAAGCAGCAACAGAAGAAGAAGAAGAAGACGCUGUUUACACGGUUGCACAUGUCUGCCGUUGCCGUGGAGACCGCUGUCAUCACGGAGGUCAAGGCUGACGUUGCCAUGGCCAACCACACGGAGGACCACGUGUGUGAGCAGACCCCCCCUCUGGAGGAAGAGCUGAAGAAACCCGCUAGCCGCCGCCGCCGCCGAGCCGGUGUAUCAUUAGGGAGGCGGAGCCAGAAAGGGAAGAAGUGGGGCCCCGCGGACAAGAGGCGGGGCCCAGGUGAGAAGAGGCGUGGUCAGAAGGAGAAGCGGCGAGGUCAGGAGGAGAAGAAGGAGGGCGUGACGGUGAAGAGAAUGUGGAGUGGCGGGAAGCGACAAUAUUGUGUGUUCUGUCGGCGUCCGCAGGUGAAGAUCGCACGUCACCUGCUGCGAAAGCACACGGACGAGCCGGAGGUGACGGCCGCCAGCACGCUGCCCACGGGCUCCAAACAACGCCACCUGCUGCUGGACCACCUCCGCUGCAGAGGAAACUACCUGCACAACAUCGAGGUGAUCAGACAGGGCAGUGGGGAGAUCAUCCCGUGUCGUCAGCCAUCGGAGGAGGUCGAUGCCAGGAACUACCUCCCGUGUCCGCUCUGCCUCGGCUUCUUCCUUCGCUCUGACCUCUGGAAGCAUCAGGCUUCCUGUCGUAAGAAGCUGUCGUCCAACCCCUCCAAAGACUCCGCCUCCACCACAGAGACCACGUCGGACACGACAUCCGACUACACAGGAAAGUCUGUCUGUGAUCGAGGAGACAACAGGACUUCCAGGUCGACGGAGGACACACUGUCUGACCCCCAAGGGGACACAGCUGCAGCAGACCAGACCUGUGAACCCGGGUCCAAGCAGCCCGAUCCUGCUGCACCCAGUGGGGAUCAGAAUGCGACCUCUGACCCCGGGUUGGAUCGGCCAAGGAAGCGAAUUAGGGUCCAAGCCGCAGCGUCCCGCCUCCUUCCAAUUUCUGGCGGAGCAUCGGAGAGUUGCAGCGAAGUCCUGCAUCGCAUGAACCAGGACCACAUCUCACAUCAGGUCAAAUCUGAUUGGUUGAUCUGUAAAUAUGGAAACAAGUUGAUGGGGAACCAAGAUGGCGGCCAGAAGAGGUACGAUUAUGUCAGUCAGAAGCUGCGUGAACUUGGGAGGUUCCUACUUGCAGCUAAAUCCCUGGACUCUGGUGUUCACGCCCUGCUGGACGUUCUGGCUCCAGGCCGCCUCAGCCUGGCGCUGGCUGCUGCCAGAAAGGCGUCCGGCUACCGUUGGAGCCGCCCUCCGCUGGCAGUGAAGACCACACUGAAAACAGUUUGCGAGAUUGCCAUCGGAGAGAGUCUGCAGGACGGAGACUGGGAGGCUGCAGCCAAAACCACCGACUUCUACCACAUCCUGGGAAGAGAGUGGGACAACCUGGGGCUGCUGAACUCUGACCCUGACGCAGCGGCUCCUGAAGGAGGAACCAAGCUGAAGAAAAAACUGGUCCAAUCACAGAAUGAGAAGAAGUCGAGUCAAGAGUCUGAACCAAGUCCUGUGGUUCCAUCAAAGAGCAGCAACAGACCUGAUCCCAUGGUUCCACCAGAGUCCAGACUGCAGACCCCCCUCACAGUUCCUGUGGCUCCGAGAAAGGUCCGACGUCGCCCGUGGUCAUCUGCGGAGAAGGAGGCGGUCUGGAGACAGUUGGGAGUCCACGUUCUGGUGCAGACCGUACCCGGGAAGGAGGUCUGUCAGCGCUGUCUGGACCUUGAGCCUGUCCUCAGAGGUCGACAUUGGAAAGACAUAAAGAACCAAGUCCACAACCAAAUCCAGAGUCAAAAGAAGCAGCAGUUCCACGCCCAGAUGGACCUUCAAGACCCCCAGGAACAGCAGAAUCAAGAACAUGACCAAACACAAACUCAGAAGAAGCAGCACCAGCACUUCCAGUCCCAAAUGGACCAAGAUGGAAAGGACCACACCCAGAACCAGAAGAAACAGCAGUACCAUGCCCAGAUAGACCACCAGGACCAGGACAAUGUUCAGAAUCAGAAGAAACAGCAGUUCCAUCUCCAGUUGGACCAACAGAACCAGGACCACACCCAGAAAAAACAGCAGUUCCAAGUUCAGAUGGACCACCAGGACCAGGAAAGCAUCCAGAAUCACAAGAAACAGCAUUACCACACCCAGAUGGACCACCAGGACCACCUUCAACUUCAUAAAAAGCAACUAUGCCAUUCUCGAUUGGACCACCCCGACCACAUUCAGGUCCACAAGAAGCAGCUGUACCAAAUGGACCAGCAGACCCAGGUACUGCAGUCCACACUGGACCGGGACGCGUCCUCUCUUCUGACGGGCACUCCAUUUGGACCUGAUGGACUUCAUCGGGCCUCAGGACUCUCACUAGUGGAGCGGGACCCCAUCAUCAGUCCAUAUCCACUUCCACACCGGGCCCCAGGGCUUCACAUGGACCAGCUGCUGCCCAGAACAGAGUGGACUGAUGAGACUCUGGGCCAGAACUACCCAAUCAACAGGCAGCUGGCCAGGAACCUUCUCCCAGAUGCCCCCACAGGAGGACCUCUGUCCAAUCCACACUCUGGACAUGUCCACUUCUGACAGACACGCCCACAAGGGCCCUGAACACAAUUGACGGUAUCAGAUAACAAUGUAUUAUGUUUCCCUAUAAUGACAAAAAGUCUUGAAGACUUCCAGGCCCUGAAAAUAAAAUCAACCUUUUCCAUCA